This is a messenger RNA of Striga asiatica, 1236 nucleotides long. Lineage: Eukaryota; Viridiplantae; Streptophyta; Magnoliopsida; Lamiales; Orobanchaceae. The record is from the annotation of a GenBank genome assembly.
AUGUCAUCAAUCCAAGAAUAUAAUUUCCAAUCAUGGCUUCCAAACACCCCUUCCACCUCCUCCGAGUCCCCAUCCCUGUCCUCAUCCAGCCACGAACUCGACACGCUCUCCGGCGACCCGGGCUUCGACAACAUUAAAUUCCACUCCACCAUCUCCUCCUCCUCCCUAAAACCGCCACCUUUCACCGUCAACUCCGUCAAAACCGACACCCCACAAAUAAGCUUCCUUGCCGCCCGCGGCCCAAUCCUCUACGCGGCCACCGCCCGUGAAGUCUCCCUCUACGACCUCCAAACCCUAACCCUCAUCGGGUCCCUCGGCCCUUCCUCGGCUCUCGCCAAGUCCAUCGCCUUCGGCCGCCGCCGCCGCAUCUUCACCGCCCACCUCGACUGCAAAAUCCGCAUCUGGCGGCGGACCUCCGACGACCACCACCGUCACCACCUCGUCUCCACCCUCCCGACUCUCCAGGACCGCAUUUUCUGGUGCCUUAUUCCGGGGAGCUACGUUCGGGUCCGACGGCACGAGCGGCGGCUAUGGGUCGAGCACGCGGAUGCCGUCUCGUCCCUAGCCGUCGACGACUCGUCCGGGCUCGUCUACUCCGCCUCGUGGGACCGGAGCUUCAAGACUUGGGACGGGUCGCGGUGUGUGGGGUCCGUGCGGGCCCAUGCGGACGCGGUCAAUGCGGUCCUCGUGGGCCCGGCGGGCCGGACGGUUUACACGGGCUCGGCGGACGGGCAGAUACGGGUCUGGUCGGCGGCGGCGGGCCGGCGGCACCACCACCGGCUGGUGGCGACUCUUGAAAAGCACGAGUCAAGUGUGAACGCGUUGGCUCUAACGGGGGACGGGUCGGGUUUUUGCUCGGGCGGAGGGGACGGGUCGAUUCUCGUUUGGGAGAGGGAAAACGAAGACGACGAGGAGGACACGUGUGAUUUUUUCGUAGCGUGUUGGUUGAAAGGUCAUAAAGGGGCGGUGUUGUGUUUGGCGCAGGCGAACGGGGUGUUGAUAAGCGGGUCGUCGGAUCGGACGGUGCGAGUUUGGGGGAUCCGGGCGGGAGGGUACAAGGGGUGUUUGGUAAUAUUGGAAGGGCACGUGAAGCCCGUGAAGUCGUUGGUUGCGGUUCCAGAUGAUGACGAGGACAGUUUGGAUGAGGGUUUAUCGGUGUCGGUAUUCAGUGGGAGUUUGGAUGGGGAAAUCAGGGCGUGGAAAAUUAGUAUUAGAUCACUGAUUGGCUGUGAUUGA